CAUGACACGGAGAUUACCCCUGGCAUGGACCAGCCAAAGAAUGACAAUGACGAGUAUCCCAUUGUCAUGAGAGAGGAAAACAGGAGGAGAAGGCGCAAGAUGCGAGCCAACACAACCAGGACCAUGCAGUACUAUUCACUGGAGCAGCUGGCCAUUGAGUUUGUCCUCCCAACACGCAACAAGUUUAACAACAUCCACGAGAAGCUCUCCCUGGAGGUGGCUGGGAAUUACACAGUGGAGCAACUGAAAGCCAAGGUUUGGGUCAAAGCCGGUGGGAUCAGUGUUUGCCAGGACUUCUACAGGAAGCUCAGCCCUGACCAGUUCAGGUUGAUGUACCAGAAGAAGGGCCAGUGGUACGAGAUUUAUGACCAGCACCAGGUGAUCCAAACACUAGACUGCAUCAACUACUGGAAAACGCUGCAGCGGAACAACGGCAAGAUUCACCUAGUCCAGAAAACAAAAACCUCAAAGGAAUCCUUGCAGUUGCAAAAUGAUUUGAAUUACCUGAUUGGCUACGAUGUCACUGAUGUGAGCAAUGUACAUGAUGAUGAGCUGGAAUUCACCCGGAGGAAGCUGAUCACCCCCCAGCUCAAUGAGGUAGCCACCAGGGAUGCACAGCUCUACUCCAUGGAUCCUUGGAUCAUCUCGAAGCCUCUGCCUGAAUAUCUGCUCAAUAAGAUCUGUAACAAUAACAUAUUCAUCGUUAUUCAUAGGGGAACGACAAGCCUGACGAUAAAGGUUUCCAUUGACGAGACACCACAAAGCAUUCUGAAGAACUUCUUCAAAAAGAUGGCCAACAAGAAAGGUCUACUGGAAAUCUCAGAGAACCAUAACGAGAAGGACUUUGUCCUUCGGGUCUGUGGCAGGGAGGAUUACAUCGUUGGUGACAAUCCAAUCAAGGAUUUCCACUGGGUAAGAAACUGCCUGAAGAAUGGCGAGGAAAUCCACUUUGUCCUGGACCUGCCCCCGGACCCAGCUCUGGAUGAAGUGCAGAAGGAAGAGUGGCCCCUUGUGGAUGACUGUACUGGGGUCACUGGAUCACACCAGCAGUUAACUCUAGAGGGAAGAGAUCAUGACAAAGUCUUCACCAUAUCCCUCUGGGACUGUGACAGAAAAUUCCGAGUCAAGAUUAUUGGGAUUGAUAUUCCAGUGCUCCCACGGAACACAGAACUGACUGUCUUUGUUGAAGCGAGUAUACUGCAUGGGCAACAGGUGCUUGUCCAACAAAGGACUCUUACAAAGGCAUUUACAGAGGAAGUGCUAUGGAAUGUUUGGCUUGAGUUUGAUAUUAAAGUUAAGGACCUACCCAGAGGGGCACGACUGAAUCUUCAGGUUUACUGUGGUAAAGCACCAGUUCAAAGUAUGAAGUCUACUUUCCAGUGUCAAGAUGAUAAUGCCUGGGACACCAAGAGCAAAAACCACAUGCUGUACUAUGUUAACCUGUUGGUGAUUGAUCAUCGAUCGCUCCUCCGUCAAGGAGAGUAUGUACUCCACAUGUGGAAAAUUCCUGAUAAAGGUGAAGAACAAGGGACAAUUGAGGCUGACAAGCUGACAUCAGCGACUAACCCUGACAAGGAGAACUCCAUGGCUAUCUGCAUCCUCCUGGACCGAUACAAUUACCCAAUCGCUCUCCCGCGAAGUUGUCAGAGCCAGAACGCUGAGCCGGAGAAGUCAGGCCACGAGAUGCACAGUCAGCUCCGCAAGCAGUUCGAAGAGAUCAUCAGUACUGACCCCCUGAACCCGCUGAGCACUGAGGACAAAGAACUACUGUGGCAUUUCAGGCACGAGUGCAUGAGGCAGCCUAAGGCCUACCCCAAGUUUCUUAGCUCAGUAAAAUGGGGGCAGCAGGAGGUGGUCCUGAAAACUCAGCAGCUUUUAGACAGACAGGAGAUGUGGGACAGCAGUCCCUUGGAUGUGGGGCUUGCAAUGCAGCUUCUGGAUUGCCGAUUUUCCAAUGAGCAUGUUCGGGCGCUGGCUGUUCAAAAGCUGGAGACACUGGACAAUAGCGAGGUGCUGCGAUAUCUCUUACAGUUGGUCCAGGCAGUCAAGUUCGAGCCUUACCAUGACAGUGCCCUAGCCCGAUUCCUCCUCAAACGAGCUUUAAGAAGUAAACGAACUGGCCAUUUUCUGUUCUGGUUUCUGAGAAGUGAAGUGGCUGAGUCGAUGCACUAUCGUCAGCGCUACGCUGUCAUCCUGGAAGCAUAUCUCCGGGGUUGUGGGAAAGCCAUGCUGAUGGAUUUCAUGAGGCAAGUCAAGGUGAUGGAGGCCCUGCACAAAGUCACGCUGGAGAUAAAAAAUGUCACUGCUGACAAAUACGAUGUUUCAGCUCAAGCGAUCUCGCAGUUAAGACACAAACUUGAGAAGCUGCAAUCAUCUGGUUUCCCAGAAUGUUUCCGAGUUCCAUAUGACCCGGGCCUCCGUGCAGGUGCUCUUGUGGUGGAUAAAUGUAAGGUUAUGCCAUCAAAGAAAAAACCCCUGUGGCUAGAGUUCAAGUGUGCGGACCUCACCUCUAUAUCCAAGGACACCAUUGGGAUCAUCUUUAAACAUGGAGAUGACCUGAGGCAGGACAUGCUGAUCAUCCAGAUCCUUCUAAUUAUGGACUCAAUCUGGGAGAUAGAAUCUUUGGAUCUUUGUCUUUUGCCAUAUGGCUGUAUUGCAACAGGAAACAAAAUCGGAAUGAUUCAGAUUGUGAAAGAUGCCACAACCAUUGCUAAGAUUCAGCAGAGCACAGUCGGCAACACCGGGGCAUUUAAAGAUGAAGUGUUGAAUCACUGGCUGAAAGACAAGUGCCCGAUUGAAGACAAGUACCAGUCAGCUGUUGAAAGGUUUGUUUACUCAUGCGCUGGGUAUUGUGUUGCCACCUACAUCCUGGGAAUAGGAGACAGGCACAAUGACAACAUCAUGAUCACAGAGUCAGGAAAUCUUUUCCAUAUUGAUUUUGGUCAUAUUCUUGGGAACUAUAAAAGCUUCCUGGGAAUCAAUAAAGAGAGAGUGCCCUUUGUUCUGACUCCUGACUUUCUCUUUGUGAUGGGUACAUCCGGCAAGAAGACAAGCCAACAUUUCCAGAAAUUUCAGGUAUGUGAAUCUAGUGCUGUAUCACAUGACAGAUUACAGUGA
Messenger RNA from Rhincodon typus (whale shark), 3117 nucleotides. It is a transcript of the gene pik3cg, whose product is annotated as phosphatidylinositol-4,5-bisphosphate 3-kinase, catalytic subunit gamma. Gene Ontology annotation, molecular function: 1-phosphatidylinositol-4-phosphate 3-kinase activity; 1-phosphatidylinositol-3-kinase activity. Lineage: Eukaryota; Metazoa; Chordata; Chondrichthyes; Orectolobiformes; Rhincodontidae. The record is from RefSeq and is a predicted model, not a curated record. Bases 25 to 3117 code for a protein of 1030 amino acids. Gene Ontology annotation, cellular component: plasma membrane; cytoplasm; phosphatidylinositol 3-kinase complex, class IB. The transcript is spliced from 10 exons. Gene Ontology annotation, biological process: phosphatidylinositol-3-phosphate biosynthetic process; cell migration; phosphatidylinositol 3-kinase/protein kinase B signal transduction.